AUGGACGGCCUCUGCCGCGCCAAGGGGCGGCUCGGCAAGCCCUCCGACCAGAGCGCGGGCUCGCCGCCCAUGAUGUACGCGACGCUGCGCUACCAGAACAACUUGGAGCGCGUGUGCGAGGCGGCGGAGCGCGGCGUGCUUCCGCGAGCCUACCCGCCACCAGUGCAGCUCGGCAUACACGUAAGAGCGCAGCUGAGCGUGCCGUGCCCCAACCUCGAUGCCGCCGCGCGGCAGCUCGGCACCAACGACGUCUUCAUCGAGACGAAGUUCGAUGGGUUCCGAUUUCAGUUGCACUGGCACGGGCGCGACAGGCAAAUGCGCUGUUUCUACCGCAGCGGCGUCGAGUGCACGGCCGACGUCGGCGACCUGCUCCCGGCGGUGGAGCUGGCGCUUGGCGGCGAUCCCGAGCAGGUGCUGCGCCGCGACGCUACCGACGAGGCGACGCGCUUGCGUUUCACGUGGCUCGAAAAGGCGUGGGCGAAGGUCACGCCGGAGCAGCGCGCGGCUUUCACGCACAACACGGCGGACCUCGUGCUCGACGGCGAACUGCUCGUAUACGACGAGUCGAUGACACCAAAGGGCCUCUACGACGAGCUCGGCACGCGAUCCGGCAUCGCCGCCUUUGGCACCAACUUUUGGGUGCGGCAGACGGCCGACGGCAAGCCGUCAGGCUACUCGCGGGAGGACGCGCGCCGCCACUACCUUGUCAAGGUGUUUGACGUGCUGCGGUACAACGGCGAGGAGAUUCUGCGCCGGCCGCUGCACGAGCGGCGCGAGCUGCUCGAGUCGGGCCGCUGCUUCAUCGCCCUACCGCACUACUUGGAGCUGACGCAGAGCGAUCGCGUCGACCUGGCCUCGCCGGAGGGACCGCUGCAGGCCGCCUUUGACGAGGCGCGGGCGGCGCAGGCCGAGGGCUUGAUGGUCAAGGCGGCGCACCAGCCUUACGUGCCAAACGGCCGCACCAAUGUGCUCAAGUGUAAGGUCGAGUUCAUACCUGGCCUCGGCGACACCGUCACACUGCUGCUGCUGGGGGCGCGUGUGCCGCGAACGCUCGGCGCCGGCGACGAGGCGAGCAUGCUGGUGGAGUUCGCCAUUGGCGCGCGCGAGUCGGAUGCGGCAGCUGCGCCACUUGUGUGGCUCUUCAACACUUCGGCGCUGCCUUGGCGCGGCUCCUCGCUGACCCAGCCGAUGCUCAAGCGGCUCUACUUAUGCCUGACUGAGGGCUGGGGGCACCGGCCCGCCCUAAUGAACCGGCUAGGCGUGGACGAGCCGCCACCGGCAUGGAUGCGGCAGUGCCCCACAAGCACGAUGGCGCGGCCCCAUUGGGUGCUGCUGGAUCCCGAAAGCGCGCCCGUCGUCGAGGUGAUGGGCUCGCGCUUCUUGCGGCGGUACAACCAGGACCAGGACGCGUCGUCCAACCGGUCGCUCCCGUGGACGAUCCGCUUCCCGCGCGUGGCGAGGUGGUUCGAGGAGACGGACGGCGUGGUCGUGGACACCGUCGCGAGCUUCCGCGCCAAGGCGGUCGCCGCGUUCAGCUCGAGCGGCCCGCAGGACGACGACGACGACGGCGCAGAGGAGGAGGCGCCCGCCGAGCCGCUGGUUCCGCUGAAGCCGCUCACGUGGCACCUCGCCCCACCAUCGGUGCCCGUCGAGAUGCCCGAGACCAGUCGGUGGCAGGCGGAGCUGCGCGACGCCGCGCCGCCCACCCCCGCCUCGUCCAGCUCGUCCAUGCCGUCGAUGCGUUCGCCCAGAGGGCCGGCCGCGAGGCGAUCCGGCUACCCCGGGGACGCAGCGAGCAAGGCCAAGCAGCAGCCCUUCACCGAGGUGCCGCCAACCACUACGCUGCUCGACGUGGACGAGGCGACGAGGCAGCUGCACAAGGCUAAGACGGCGAUCGUGCAGUGCUCCGACGGCACGCUGUACUACUUGCGGGGCAUCGACGCGGGCGGGGCUGUCGUGCAGCCUCUGCACGACGGCGGCGAGCGGACACACCCUCUCUCGAGACUCCGACAGCUCACCGGCUACGACAGCGACGAAGUCGGGCUGUUGGAUGACCCGCGAGUGAGCCUUGCAAAGCGCCAACGCAGAGGGGCGUGA
Messenger RNA from Emiliania huxleyi CCMP1516, 2097 nucleotides. RefSeq lists its product as hypothetical. Gene Ontology annotation, biological process: DNA recombination; double-strand break repair via nonhomologous end joining; nucleotide-excision repair, DNA gap filling. Lineage: Eukaryota; Haptophyta; Isochrysidales; Noelaerhabdaceae. The record is from RefSeq and is a predicted model, not a curated record. Gene Ontology annotation, molecular function: ATP binding; DNA ligase (ATP) activity; DNA binding. Gene Ontology annotation, cellular component: DNA ligase IV complex. Bases 1 to 2097 code for a protein of 698 amino acids. The transcript is spliced from 2 exons.